Molecule: messenger RNA, 1672 nt
Organism: Papaver somniferum (opium poppy)
Lineage: Eukaryota; Viridiplantae; Streptophyta; Magnoliopsida; Ranunculales; Papaveraceae
Exons: 4
Coding region: 315-1346 (343 amino acids)
Source: RefSeq, a predicted model, not a curated record
UGAAAUACAAAUACUAGUAAUAGAAAAAUCCAGAGUUUUAUUUUUGGUUGCUAUUUUGCAAAAGAGAAAGUGGAGAGAGAGUGGGAGAGAGCAAAAACACGACUCCCAUUUGUGUAUUCUUCUUCCUUUUUCCUUUAAUCACACACACACACAGAGAAAUAGAGAAAGAAUGAAAACCCUAGCUCUGGUCACUGUUUAAACUACUGAAGAAAUCAUCGAUGAGACAGAGAGCAAUAUCAUUAACACGCAUUGUUGAUGUUGAGUGAUCUGGAUGCUCCAAAGCAUUUGAGUUCAACAUUUUGAAUCCUCCUAAAAUGAAACCAAGAACAAAUGGGACACAUAGAGUCCAGAGAUCAAACAGUUCGCAAGGAGAGGGUCCAAAUUGGAUCCUUAUAGCAGGCGGUGCUUUGUUGAGUACAUUAUCAGUUCGGCUCGGAUACAAGCUCAAGCAGGUUAUGGAUACAAGACGGAUGGAAAAUAACAGUGACUCAUUGAAAGGAAAUCGAAUAUCCAGUGACAAAAGGAAGUCAGGUGUGUGCACGCUGCAAUCAAACCAAUUUUCCUAUACCCAAAAUGGAGAUGGGUACUACAAUUGCCUUUCAGGGAGUGCAGAAGAUCUGGUGGAGGUUAAGUGUCAAUCAAAUGGCCCUAUGAUGAAAGAAACUACCAUGCCACUUCCGUUAGUGACUAUCCGUCCAGAACCUAACAGAGAAAAUGGUGUUAUGUGGUCGACAUCUCCCGAUCGCCUAGAGCUGCCUCGGAAGCCAUUCCACCAUUCAAACAGUUCGGACUCUCCAUGUGUUUCUGAAUCUGGGUCCGAUAUCUUCACCAAACGUGAAGUGAUACAGAAACUGCGGCAUCAAUUGAAAAGAAGGGAUGACAUGAUUGUGGAGAUGCAGGAUCAGAUCAUGGAGUUGCAGAGUUCACUCGGGGCUCAGCUAACACAUUCUUCCCUCUUACAGUCCCAACUCGAUGCUGCUAACAGGGACCUAUUCGACUCAGAAAGAGAGAUCCAGAGGUUGAGGAAGGCAAUAGCAGAUCAUUGUGUUGGGGAAAUGAGUCAUCCUGAGGAUCCAACAAUGGCCAGGAACUGGUCAGCGGAAGGACUAAGUAAUGGGCAUGUGAAUGGGUUCCGUGAUGGAGAAAAUGAUUUGGAGUUUGUGGCCAGGGGGAGAGGAGAUAUAGAAAGAUGCGGACUGUUGAAGAGAGAAGUGGGCGAUUUGAAAGAAGUUAUAGAAGGAAAAGACUAUUUGUUACAGAACUAUAAAGAACAAAAGGUGGAGCUUAGUUUGAAAGUGAGGGAAUUGCAACAAAGAUUAGCUUCUCAAGUUCCAAAUAUUUUGUAGACCUAGAAGAACAGUUUUGUGCAUUCUUUUGUGUUUCUUUUUAUUACUCCCAACUGGAAAGAAAAGCUUUCUUCCCUCUUUCUUCUACCCUCUCAUUGUCUAGGUAGUACGUGUUUCAUGUUGCGUUUGUGUGUCGUAUCAGAGAGAGAGAGAGAGAGACAGUGGUUAAAGUUGUAGGCAAGCUUCAUUAGGAUCAAUUAACCUUUUGUAGACAGACCAGAAUUUCUGUUCUGGCGUCUCUAACCAAUCUAUCAAGGGAACGGGAGAUCAAUUUCACUAACACAACCCUUAAAAUAUAUAAUCAUCACGGUAGUUCCUGGGUAGUA